AGAGUGAGAGUGAGUGAGAGUGAGAUGGUGAGUUUGGGAGAGAUUCUUAAGCAUCCGGACGAACUCUACCCGCUUCUGAAGCUAAAGAUGAUGGCAAGGAAUGUCGAGAAGCAGAUCCCUCGGCAGCCUCACUGGCGAUUCUGCUACUCCAUGCUCCGCAAGUUCUCCAAGACCUUCGCUUUCGUCAUCGAACAGCUCCCCACUGAGCUUCGCGAUGCGGUGUGCAUACUUUAUUUGGUCCUGCGAGCACUGGAUACAGUUGAGGAUGACACGAGCAUACCUACUGAUGUCAAAGUGCCUCUAUUGCAAGCUUUUCAUCAGCACGUGUUUGAUAAGGCGUGGCAUUUUUCAUGUGGUACAAAGGAGGGCAAGGUUUUAACGGACCAAUUUCAUCAUGUUUCGAUGGCUUUCCUGGAGCUGGGGAAAAGGUACCAAGAAGUACUUGAGGAUAUUACCAAAAGAAUGGGAGCAGGAAUGGCAAAAUUUAUUUGCAAAGAGGUGGAAACAGUUGAUGAUUACAAUGAAUAUUGCCACUAUGUGUCAGGACUCGUAGGUUUAGGUCUGUCGAAGCUUUUCCAUGCUUCUGGAGCUGAAGAUCUGGCACCAGAUUCUCUAUCCAAUUCAAUGGCUUUGAUCCUGCAGAAACAAGACAUAAUUAAAGAUUAUUAUGAAGAUAUCAAUGAGACUCCAAAGUCACGCAUGUUUUGGCCACGUCAGAUUUGGAGUAAAUACGUAAACAAACUCGAGGACUUGAAGUAUGAGGAGAACUCAGUGAAGGCAGUACAAUGUUUGAAUGAGAUGGUGACAAAUGCUUUGACACAUGUUGAAGACAGUUUGACAUACGUGUCCACUUUAAAGGAUCCUGCUAUAUUCCGGUUUUGGGCUAUUUUUCAGAUAAUGGCAAUUGGGAAUUUAGCUUUAUGCUACAACAAUAUUGAAGUUUUCAGAGGCGUAGUAAAGAUCAGACCAGGUCUCGCUGCUAAAGUUAGGGAUCGCACAAGAACAAUGGCUGAUGUUUAUGGCGCUUUCUAUGAUUUUUCUUGCAUGCUGAAGUCCAAGGUGGACAAGAAUGAUCCUAAUGCUACAAAAACAUUAAGCAUAAUUGAGGGUAUACAGAAGGCUGGCAGAGAUUCUGGCCUCCUAAACAAAAGGAAAUCUUACAUCCUUGCGACUGAACCCAGAUACAGAUCUGUCCUGGUCACCGUUUUGCUCAUUAUACUGGCUAUAAUCGUCGCUCAACUCUCUGCAAGCAGAUCCAGUAACUAGUGAUGGGCUUUGUGCGAACACCAGCAAGUCAUGGAGAUUGUGUCGAUGUAGAUGCAUCAGUUGUGAAGUUAUGCUUCUAUAUAUGUUUGCAUCCUUCUUUUGGAUAUGUAUGUAACUUGGUCCUUAUGUAUGUUUGAAGCACAUUGGUGGUCCCGAACAUAAGUGACCAACUCCUAUUUUCAAUUUCAAAUAGUUUUUC
Molecule: messenger RNA, 1465 nt
Organism: Rhodamnia argentea
Lineage: Eukaryota; Viridiplantae; Streptophyta; Magnoliopsida; Myrtales; Myrtaceae
Product: squalene synthase-like
Exons: 14
Coding region: 25-1266 (413 amino acids)
Biological process (GO): lipid biosynthetic process; farnesyl diphosphate metabolic process
Cellular component (GO): endoplasmic reticulum membrane
Molecular function (GO): squalene synthase [NAD(P)H] activity
Source: RefSeq, a predicted model, not a curated record